AUGGCUUCUUCACUGGCUUCCGACAAGCCAAGCUUGCCCGCUCCCGGCGCAGCGCAAUACGACCCUUUUAUCACAACAACACCGCCUGCGCCCGCGCCCGUGCCGGCUCAGCACCGAUAUUCGAACUACGAUCAUGAUUUUUUCGUGACCGGGCCUGCUUCCCCAGAAUCCGCGAAGCGAGCGCUCGCUGCUCAUUUGCAAGAGACCGAGCGUCGCCUUGAGGAGGCGGGAAAACUGGGUAAUGCCUUGGUUCUCCAGCGCAAGCAACUCACCGAGCAACUUAAGGAGAUUGAGAAGGUGAACAGCGAGGAAGAACUGUCACAAGAGCUUCGUGAGCGAAUGGUUGGCAUUGAGAAGGACUUUAACACAUUAACUCGAGAGUCCGCCCGGAACUUGUUGCCCAAGCAAAGAGUUCCCAGCAAUGAAGUCAACCCCAAUUCACCUUUCGCGCCCGAGAACAAGGGCGGUAGACGAUCUGUUAGCCCUUCCAAGUUCGAGAGCCAAGCAACAGGGUCACCUACGAAGUUGACCGUGCCUAAUCGCAAGAUUCGCAACCAGCCCUCAAACCGAGUUCACGAUAUCGAGUUCGCCGCCGAAAUUAGUACUUCUCUCAUCGCGCAAGUUCGCAAUCUGCAAGGUGUGCUCGCCGAGCGAGACGAGGAGAAUAAGGACCUCAAAGCCGAAAAGGCACGACUCGAGCUUGAAGCAGAGGGUUUUCAGCAACGCUUCAAAUCCCUCGAUGAGAGCGAGAAUCGAUAUAAGGAGGAGAACUGGAAUCUUGAGACCAAGUUGCAAGAGCUCACUGCUCAACACAAGGAAGCUUUGGAUCGUGAGAAGAAACUCACUCAGACUCUCAAUGUCAUCAAGACGGAAAAAGUGACUAUUCAGCGAGAACUUGAUGAGGUCAAGGUGCACCACGCACGAUUGAUCGACCAACAUGCUGCCGCCGUCAAGCAACACGAUAUCGAGCUUGGUACUGUCAAGCGCAAUAUUGCCAUGGCAGAGGGCGAGCGUGCUGCUAUGCAACGCCGAAUUGAUGACCUUACUGGACAGAACCAAGAGCUCGCCAGGGCCUUCGCAUCUCAGCGACGCACCGUCACAGAACUGGAGCCCACCAUCCGGGCCAGCGACGACGAUCUCGAAUCGUCCGCCGACCAUCUCACUCCCGAGCAUUCGCCGCCAGUGUCCCCUAUCAAGGGGACUCCCCGCCAUGCCAUGCUUGAGACCGAGACUAUGAAGUCAUCUCUUUCCCAUGCUCAGCGAACCAUCCAGAGUCAACGAGGUCUGCUCCACCGUGAGAAGACCGAAAAGCUUGAGCUUCGACGUAUUAUUCAGGAUCUUCGCGAUGAUCUCGAGAAAGCACGAAGCGAUGCGGGUGAACAUAAGCCCCACCGAAAGUCUCGUGUCAAGGAAUCUAAGGAAUUCAAGAAGCCUCCCCGUUUGCUUGGAUCGUUCCGCUCCAGCAGACAAGAGGUUAUCACCGACGAUGGCGAGUGGGAAGACCAACAUGAUGUUUCUCCUCGCGCCUCGGUCUCUCCAAUGAUCUCCAGGUCUUCUCUCAGCAACAGCACCCAGACUAUUCUCCCCAGUAUUGAGACCUCUCACAUAACGGAUACUGAGCAGUUCGAAACCGCUAACGAAGGUGGCGAGUCUGCAUUUGAGACCGCCAACGAGCGUGGUACCGAAACUGAGGACUUCCAAACCGGGGCCGAGGAAAUGUCAGGUAGCGAUGAUACCGAGACUGAGGGUACGACCCGAGGCUUCGGUAGCAUGAAGAAUGCUCCACGACUUCCCGCCGGUUUCGCUCGUCAUGCAAGCAGCAAUUCACUGCAUAGCACUGCAUCGACUUCUGGCGACGAGGACGACUACUCAUACACCAAGACGCCAACUGGCACUAUUGGUUCCCAGAGAAGCAGCCGUUUCCGUAUGAGCCGUAGCAUUUUCAACCGCUCCAGACAAGUCAGCGAGGAGCCUACCUUCCAAAGCAGCCCCGUCAGCUUUGCCAGCAGUAGAGAGGGAACACCCCAAGCCGGAGGACAGAGCUUGUUUGCCGAGCUGCAAGAUUUCGGCGGUAGUGACGACGAUUCAGCCGGCCCUGGCACACCCAGUCGCAUGCGUGCUCGCUCUAUGACUCCUGGUUCUAUUCGCCGGGGAUCAUCACCACGACCUGCAGUGCCUCCCAUGCCCAAGGUCAUCAUGGUUGACAGUGGUAUGAUGACUGAGCCUGUUAAGAUCGUUCCCAGACUUUCUGGCCUUGGGACGUCACAGAUGUCUACCACUGGUGCCAUGACGGACGAUGGAGAUGAACACUUCGCCGAGUCACCUGUUAGUGUCGUGGCAGCGAUCCGACGUGCUUCCAUGCAUUCGUCAAUUGGACCAUCUGGCGAUCGUGAUCGUCGUAUUCCCUCCUGGGCAUAUGACAGUCUUGCUGACUCUAGGCCAAUUUCUAUGGUCUACAGUGACGCUGGUGCUCAGCAUGACCCCGACAUGGAGAAGAACUUGGCUCUAUUCCCAGCUCCUCCAUCUAUGCUACCCAUCCUGCCCCCCAACUUGACUAUGUCCUCAAUCGCAUCUGAGGAGGUUGAGCCCGUUUUGGAGCCUGAAGUGGUUCCAACUCCUCCAGCAUUGACUUUCACAGCUCUUUCUAACCAGAGUGUUGAGCCUGUGCCUGAGUCCGGGAGCCCUGUUCCUGACCUGACAAUGACCUCGAUCAUUUCUCAAGAGCUUGAGCCUCGCGCUGAGCCCGUCGUCCUGCCCCCAGCUCUCAGCUUGUCUGGCAUUAUGGCUCAUAGCCUCGAGCCCAAGGCCGAGCCUGAGGUGCCUCUGGCUGAUCUGUCCAUGACUACUAUUGUCAAUGAGCAGGUUGAGCCUAUCGCAGAGCCUGAGAUUCCAGCUCCAGCCCUGAGUCUCUCCUCCAUCUCAGCUGAGAUGAUUGAUCCGAUUGCCGAACCACCUGUGGAGCCUGUCAUGUUCAUGCCACCACCUCCGGCUCUGUCCAUGUCCUCUAUCAUUGGCGAGCACGUUGAGCCUAUCGCCCACAAGAACCCCGAGCUUAGCAUCUCUAGCAUUAGGGGAGAGAACAUUGAGCCCAUUUCUGAGCCUGUUGUUCCUGCUCCUGUGCUUCUUAUGUCCACCAUUCGAAGCGAGCAUGUUGCGCCAGUUGCGGAACCUCUGCCCGAGGCUGUUAUCCCUGCUGUUGUCGCUCCUUCUCUGCCUCCAGCUCCCACUCUGAGCUUCUCUGCUAUCCAGGGAGAGAACGUCGAGCCUGUCGCUAGCAAGGCACCCGAGCUUGCUAUGUCUAACAUGGUGGGUGAGGUGGUCGAGCCUAUCGCUGAGCCGUUACCCGUGCCUGUCAUCCCUGAACUCACCAUCUCAACCAUUCAUGGUGAACAAGUCGAGCCAGUUAUCGAGUCGGCUCCUGAGCUGACUAUCUCUGCGAUCCAGCGAGAAUAUGUCGAGCCCACAGAUCUACCUGCCCCUGAUCUGGCUCUCUCUUCCAUUGCUGUUCAAUCAGUUGAGCCCAUCAGCGAGCCAGAGAAGGUGGUUCCCAAGCCAUCCCUCAACCUGUCUUCCAUCUAUGCCGAGGGAUGUGAACCUCGUGAGGAGCUUCGUCCCACCCCCACUACCCUCGUGUUUUCUGGUCUGUCUACACAGAAUGUUGAGCCUGUAUCUGAGCCUGCCCCAUCUCUGGCCUUGUCUGGUAUCACCUCUGAGAACGUCAAGCCUGUUGAUGAGCCUCUUCCUCUGCCUCCUGCUCUCGUAAUGUCCGAUAUUGCGACAGAAGGGGUCGAGCCUAUUAGUCCUGUCUACAAGACACCCACGCUGCCUGCGUUUGCAUUCUCCAACAUCGAGUCUGUCGAAACCUUCCCUGUCUCUCCACGAACCCCCAAGAGAGACGGAUUCAUCCUGCCCCGCGAUAUGAAGUCACCUUUCAUGGAGCAGGAUGUGCCCAGAACACCUGAGAACCAGCGCGGCAUUGAUCAAGGGUCAUCGCCUCUCAUGGUCGAGGAUGAGAACGGCCAAUCUCCUAGCGAUACUCCUGAGCCUGCCACUCCGGACUCGGAGCGGCCUUUCGAUAAGCCUGUAGUUAUUAUGAACGACCAGGGUGCGCAGACAUCUCUCACAGCUGAUGUGAUUGACGCCAUGUUCAAGGCUCGUGCUCAGUCUGCCUUCAGCCAUCAAAAGAGCCUGUCGAUGGCCAGCAUUGGAACUCCUGGAACCACUGGCACCUCCGGCACGGUUCGAAUUCGCCGAUCACAGGAGAUGUUUGAGACUCCAAGCCAGCACGAACGCGACACCGACGAUGUCUUCAACACCAGCCCUAUCCGUCGUCCUGGAAGCUCCAGAAGUGGCCGAGCAUCAAUCCAAGAUGCUCCUCCUCUGCCUGCGAACCACCGCCAAGUCAUCGAGGCUGCGCGAUCCAACUCGUCUCACGGUCCUCAGAACAACAUGGGACCACCUCUUUGGCCUGCUUCGGCACUUAAGCAAAGGCCAAUCACCCCAGGAAACAGGCCCGCCUCACCAGCGUCCACCGCUCGGGCCACGCCCACCCAGCGUACUGUUCGAAACCCUGUCAGCUACGGUGAGCUCGGAAGACAAUCGCCAUCGAAGCAUACAGCGGCAUCUAGGAAGUCCUCUGUAUCCUCGUUCGCUUCAGAGCUUGACACUCGAUUUAACAUGCGCCCUGGCGAGAUGGGCAUGGAUCCCUCCGGCUUCGGACCCAACACUGAUCCCCGCAUGAUCCAGGCUAUCACCCAGACCAUGAUCGGUGAGUAUCUGUGGAAGUACACUCGCAAGACAGGUCGUGGAGAGAUGUCGGAGAAUCGACAUCGCCGCUACUUCUGGGUUCACCCUUACACCAGGACUCUUUACUGGAGCGACCGAGACCCCUCAACUGCCGGUCGCACUGAGCUCAAGGCCAAGAGUGUUCCUAUCGAGGCUGUGCGUGUCGUUACUGACGAUAACCCCAGUCCUCCUGGACUCCAUCGUAAGAGCUUGGUCAUCAUCUCUCCUGGCCGAACCAUCAAGUUCACUUGCGCAACCGGACAACGACACGAGACCUGGUUUAACUCUCUUUCGUACCUGCUUCUUCGCACCAACAAUGAACAAGCUAAUGUCGAGGACAUGGCGGAGAACUUCACUCGAGAGGAUGUUGAUGAAUUCAACCCCCAGUUUGGGCAGCGUGCGGCUAACGGGACACGACCUGGAGCACCCCCCUCUCUAUCGUCUUAUAACUCUCGAACAACCCGUAAUGAGUCGCCUGCCGUUGGUAUGUCUAUGAACAUUCCAACUCUGACACCCAAGGCUCAGCCACAGCGCCCCACUGGAACGCUGAGCAAAUUGAGUGGCUAUUGGAAGGGAAGCCAGCUGUCUGGCACGCUCACAAGUCGCCGCGGCCGUGGUAGUGCCCAUAACGUUAACAUUUAUGAAGCCAGCGAGGCCCACGAUAGCGCCGAGGAUGUGAGGGAGAUCAUCGAGAGGCAGGAUAGGGAAGCUGACCGUCUCGAGAAUGUCCGAGCAUGCUGCGAUGGCAAACAUGAUGUCGGAACUCUCCACCAAUUCUCCAAGCGAGGCCGUCAUGGCAACAGCACUCACACGCACUCUCACCCAGGACUUACACACUCUCAUACUACUAUGUCUUCUCUACGCUCUCGAGUUUAA
Fusarium subglutinans is the source of this 5661-nucleotide messenger RNA. RefSeq names its product Anucleate primary sterigmata A. Lineage: Eukaryota; Fungi; Ascomycota; Sordariomycetes; Hypocreales; Nectriaceae. The coding region runs from base 1 to 5661 and encodes 1886 amino acids. Gene Ontology annotation, biological process: microtubule cytoskeleton organization; maintenance of protein location in cell cortex; dynein-driven meiotic oscillatory nuclear movement. The transcript is spliced from 3 exons. Gene Ontology annotation, molecular function: tubulin binding; phospholipid binding. Gene Ontology annotation, cellular component: cell cortex; mitochondrion. The record is from RefSeq and is a predicted model, not a curated record.